GCGCGCGUGCUCUCGGUUUCAUCGUGGCGGAAAUUGCGGCAACAUGGAGCGACUGACUCUGUGUGCGCUUGUUGUAACGUUAAUCGCUGCGGUGUUCGCCGCAAAAUCACCAUAUCAGUCUGUUCUUCAGCACAGCCGGAUAAGAGGACGACAGCAUGGCCCAAACGUUUGCGCUAUGCAGAAGAUCCAAGGAACCGAGAAGAAGUACUUUACCAACUGCAAGCAGUGGUAUCGCCGCAAAAUAUGCGGAAAACCAACUGUGAUUACCUAUGAAUGUUGCCCUGGUUAUGAAAAGCUGCCGGGAGAAAAGGGCUGUCCUGCAGCUUUACCUUUGGUGAAUAUCUACAACACCAUGGGGGUGGUUGGAGCCACUACUACUAAGAUAUAUUCUGAAAGAGCUAAACUGAGAGAGGAAAUUGAAGGACCUGGCAGUUUCACAUUCUUUGCCCCAAGUAAUGAGGCAUGGUCUGCUCUUCCCAUUGAAAUUCUGGAUGCUUUGGUGAGCAAUGUCAACAUUGAGCUCCUCAAUGCAUUACAUUACCACAUGAUAAACAAACGCUUGACUUCAGAUGACCUUAAGCAUGGGUCAUCCUUCUCCUCAAUGUACCAGGAUUUUGAUGUUCAUAUCCAUCACUAUUCCAAUGGCAUUGUGACUGUAAACUGUGCAAGGCUGGUGAAGACUGACCAGCAUGCAACUAAUGGAAUAGUUCACGUUGUUGACAGAGUUAUCACAGCUGUCACCAACAAUAUCCAGUCUUUUCUUGAAACUGAGGAUGAUCUGACAACACUGCAAAAAGCUGUCGAUGAUGCUGGUCUUACCUCAGUGUUAGAGAAUCAGGGUUCCUAUACUGUAUUUGCUCCAACCAAUGAAGCAUUUGAGAAGAUUCCUCCAGAAAUGAUGAACAGAAUCUUGAACGAUCCAGUUGCUCUUAAAGAUUUGCUGAAUUACCACAUCCUGAAGAACAUGCACUGUGCUGAGUCCAUUUUGGCAGGGACUCCCCUAGAGACACUUCAAGGCACAGUGCUGGAGGUCGGCUGUGAAGACGACAAAAUGACCCUCAAUGGCAAAGCCAUUGUGACAAGCACAGACAAACUGGGCACCAAUGGAGUUGUCCAUUACAUUAAUGAGCUUCUCAUCCCUGACUCAGUUAAGACCCUGAAGGAACUUGCUGAAGGUGAUCCCCAAGUUUCCACAGCUACUAGGCUUUUCACAGAUGCUGGUCUAAAUCCUCAACUUUCGGGGUCUGAAGCAUUUACAUUGAUAGCACCUCAAAAUGAUGCUUUCAAAGGUACUGUUUCUAUGACACCCGCGAUGAGAAAACUACUGAGGAACCAUGUUCUGAAGGGGAAACUCUCCUCCAAGGGUUUGUACCAUGGACAGGAGCUGGAAACUCUUGAUGGAACUAAACUUAGAGUGUUUGUAUAUAGAAAUAACCUCUGCAUCGAGAAUGCCUGUAUUGCUGCCCAUGACAAAAAUGGUCGCCAUGGCACUAUGUUCAUCGUGGAUAAGAUUCUGGCUCCGCCCAUGGGCACUGUUAUGGAUGUUCUAAAGGCAGACAGUCGUUUCAGCACCUUGGUUGGCAACAUACAGAGGGCAGGCAUGACUGAGCUGCUAAACAAGAAAGGAACUUACACCAUCUUUGCCCCCACCAUUGAUGCUUUCCGUGCCAUGCCCGCAGCCGAUCUCAACAAAAUCACGAGAGAUCACAGAGAGUUUGCCAACCUUCUGAAGUACCACAUAGGUGAGGAGUUUCUUAUUAGUGGUGGUGUGACCUCUCAUACCAGAAUGAAGCCCAUGUCAGGGGAAAAGCUCGAGCUAGGCAUGAGGAACUCCACUUUGUACGUCAAUAGGGUGCAAGUCGUUGACGGUGACAUGAUGGCUACUAAUGGAGUCGUACAUGCCAUUAAUUCAAUCAUAAAGCCACUGCCCCCCAAAGCUGUGAGUGACCAGGCAGAAGACUCUUCAGCAAAACAUACUUCUGCAGUAAGGGCUGGCAGACAAGUUCUGAAAAAGGAUGAACUUUUCCAUAAGGUUGUGAACAGUCGUUCCAGCAGAACAAUGACUCAAGUACAGUAAACUCGGUGAAUUUAUGAAAACCUGAAGUUAGUCCAAAUCACCACUGAUCUUGAAAGACUAACAUGCACAACGAGUUAUUGUUCUGUAAGCAAUGAAUUGGUAAAUUAACUGAUUUGCAGCAAAACUUUCAGCACACCAAGGGAAAUGGAUACAUUAAAAGUGGAAACAUUUUACUAUUGUGUGUGAAUACCAAAGACCGUGUUGAUGGUAAUUACUGUAGUUAUAUAUUUGUUUAAUUGACUUGUAUCUCAAUUUAAAUUUGAUUUAGAGCUCUAGAGCCAACUUUUGAGAAAUGUUUUUUAAAUGUUUUAAUUUGUUUUCUACAUUUGGGUUUUUAUUUUGUUUUGUUUUAUUAUACAUGUAGCAUGUUUGCAUGGACUAAGUUGGAACAAAAACUGCUAUUCAAGCACAAGCAGUGCGGGCCAGGUUUAGAUUUUUUAUGGUGCAAAAGCUGUUCCUGUGAAAAUACACUCUAUUUAGAAUUUAUUGUACACAUGUUUGACAAAAAUGUCAUAUCUGUGUACCCACUAAGCAGACUCCUUAGCUAAGAUCUUAUAGAUAAAUGCCUGCAUAUCUCUAAUCCAGCCAAAAUAAAAAGAUCUAAAUACAUUGUAGGCUGUGAUUUCUUAAACAAAAAAAGGUUAGUUUGCACAUAUUUACAUUUACGGCAUUUAGCAGACAGCCUUAUCCAGAGUGACUUACAACUGAGCAACUGAGGGUUAAGGGCCUUGCUCAGGGGCCCAGCAGUGGCAGCUUGGUGGACCUGGGGUUCGAACCCAUGACCUUCCGAUCUUCCGACCUUCCGAUCAGUAGCCCAACACCACAAGAGGCUGAGGAAAAGCAAGUGACAUCACUGUGAUGGCUAUUUUGUCUGCUUAAUCCUGAUGGAGCUGAUUAAUGUGUGGAUGAACAAAGUCUUUCUGAUUAAGGCACAUUUCACAAUAAAAUUCCUUUUUUUACCCAGA
Tachysurus fulvidraco (yellow catfish) is the source of this 3042-nucleotide messenger RNA. RefSeq names its product transforming growth factor, beta-induced (gene tgfbi). The record is from RefSeq and is a predicted model, not a curated record. Gene Ontology annotation, molecular function: cell adhesion molecule binding. The transcript is spliced from 17 exons. The coding region runs from base 44 to 2077 and encodes 677 amino acids. Gene Ontology annotation, cellular component: extracellular matrix. NCBI's taxonomy places the organism in Eukaryota, Metazoa, Chordata, Actinopteri, Siluriformes, Bagridae. Gene Ontology annotation, biological process: extracellular matrix organization; cell adhesion.